UGGACUACAUUUGUAGUCCUGGGAAACUGAUAGAGUGAGACCUCUUCCCUUUUCUCUGCUUUAAGAGCCAGCCAGGGGUCUGUGACACUCACCCGUGGUCUAAAAACUUCAGCUUUGUUAUUUUGCGUUUUACUGCAAGCAGCGCCAUGUUUGCCGUCAGAAACGCGCUUCGUCUCGGCUCCAGGUUAUCCAUCCCUGCGGUAGCAAGAAGAGGCUGUGCUGGAGCUGCCAUCCCCGUGGACGACGUAGUGAACGGACUCACAGACGAGCAGAUACAGCUAAGGCACACAGUCCACAAAUUCUUUGCAGAAAAGCUUGGUCCUCAUGCUGAUGAGAUCGAUAAGAAGAACGAGUUUCCAGGAAUGCGGGAUUUUUGGAAAGAAAUGGGGACGAUGGGACUUCUUGGCAUCACUGCUCCAGUGGAAUGUGGAGGCACAGGAUUGGGCUUCCUGGAUCACAUAAUUGUGAUGGAGGAGUUGUCACGAGUGUCAGCAGCCAUUGGUCUCAGUUACGGCGCCCACUCUAACCUUUGUGUCAACCAGCUGGUACGCCAUGCCAACGAAAAACAGAAGGAGAAGUACAUGCCAAAGUUAAUAACAGGAGAGCAUGUUGGAGCCCUGGCAAUGAGUGAGAACAAUGCUGGCUCCGAUGUUGUGUCGAUGAAACUCAGAGCAAAGAAAGAAGGAGACUAUUAUGUUCUGAAUGGCAACAAGUUCUGGAUCACAAAUGGCCCAGAUGCCGAUGUGCUUAUUGUGUAUGCCAAAACAGAUCCUAAGGCCUAUCAAAAAGGCAUCACAGCUUUCAUUGUUGAAAAGGGAACGCCUGGAUUCUCAACCGCACAGAAACUCGACAAACUCGGCAUGAGAGGAUCAAACACCUGUGAGCUCAUCUUUGAAGACUGUAAAAUCCCAGCGGAGAACAUCCUGGGUCCAUUAAACAAAGGUGUAUAUGUGAUGAUGAGUGGCUUAGAUCUGGAGAGACUGGUGCUUGCAUCUGGACCUAUUGGAAUCAUGCAGGCAGUUUUGGACGCUGCUGUUCCCUAUCUGCAUGUCAGAGAAGCUUUUGGUCAGAAGAUUGGACACUUUCAGCUGAUGCAAGGCAAGAUGGCCGACAUGUACACCAGGCUGAGCGCCUGUCGGCAGUAUUUGUACAGCGUUGCUCGUGCUUGUGACAAAGGACACUUCAGUGCAAAGGAUUGUGCUGGCGUGAUCCUGUAUUGUGCUGAGAAUGCCACUCAGGUUGCUUUGGAUGGCAUUCAGUGUUUGGGUGGGAACGGCUACAUCAAUGACUACCCAAUGGGACGAUUCCUGCGUGAUGCAAAGCUGUAUGAAAUUGGUGCCGGGACAAGUGAAGUUCGCAGGCUCAUCAUUGGACGAGCCUUCAACUCCAUGUUCAAAUAGAGUUCAGAGGAUGACCUCUUAAAGACUGUGAGUGGUUUGCCAUAGAUUAACAAAGUUACUCACACACAAGGCCUUACUGUAGAAACUGUUCGAGAAUUUGUCACCAAGGAUUAUUAUGAAAUCAUAUUACAACUUGACAACAUGCAAAGCAAUUUUUUUAACUACAUUAAGUGUCCUUGAUGUGAAUUUAGGUUGUUUUUGUUUUGUUUUUUUAGGAUUGCUACAGUCUCACUUAUACUCUUAUACAGACCUCCUGGCAACCAUCAAUUGCUAUAGAAAUAUGCAUACUCUCCAACCAGUUGGCAAGAGGUUGCUGUGAAAUCCACUGAUAAAGCCGCAGUCAUUUUGGCCUAGAGACUGGUCACGGACCUCCCCUCAGCCCCCAACCACUGGUCACUAGGGAAAAAUGUGUAUUCAGUGGUUACUUCAGGUUAUUGGCAAUUGCUGGCCUAAAUUGGUCACAAACAGGUAUACAGUGGUGCACUGAAAACCUUGCCGUUACUUUGGUUGCAAGUAGGCCGACAGUAGCUUGUAUGGAAGAUGCUGCAACCAGCAUGUUUCAAAGCUUUUACUUUGAAGGCGAGCUGUCUCCAUUUCCAGUUUCUGUUGUACUUUUUCAACUUUCAGUAGUUGGCAAGUGUUUGCAGACAAACUGGCAUCUUCAGUACAAACUACGGGCAAUCACGGAAGUCUAAUAGCAACCAAAGCAAUCACCAGGACCAGUUUCACCUAGCAACAGCCAUCAACCUCCAGCAACCACUCACCAACCAAUCAGGGAACAUACAGGGUCACUGAUCAGUCUCUGGGCUCGUGAUUAAACACGCCUAUCAGUGUUUCAAAAUGGCUGCAGUGAAGAACUGUUUAUCAUAUAGGGGAAUAAAUAAAUAUAGGUACUCAGUGUUGCCCCAGUCAUUAUCACUACAGUUUUAAAUAAAAAGAUAAUGUCAUCAUUAUCUGAAUUUUCUUCAUUUGUAAGUAUGAAAUGUAAAUAGUUCAAAUCUUCAUGAACUUUGUUUUCAUGAUUUCAGAGCAAGCUGAAAUGUGUGAAAACAGCAAAUGUCUGUGAGUCCUCUGCUAGGAUUAGAAUACAUAUUUGUUUAUUUUUGGGAGUAAAUGUCACUGUAUAUAAUAAAAAUCUAACUGUAGAAAACUGUAUGAUGUGUCUUUUGCAAAUAAUUAUGUAGGUGUACAUUAUGAAACUGCAAAAAAUAAAAUUACAAUUUUUCGA
Archocentrus centrarchus (flier cichlid) is the source of this 2628-nucleotide messenger RNA. It is a transcript of the gene ivd, whose product is annotated as isovaleryl-CoA dehydrogenase. The record is from RefSeq and is a predicted model, not a curated record. Gene Ontology annotation, cellular component: mitochondrion. The coding region runs from base 147 to 1400 and encodes 417 amino acids. Gene Ontology annotation, molecular function: 3-methylbutanoyl-CoA dehydrogenase activity; flavin adenine dinucleotide binding. The transcript has 12 exons. Lineage: Eukaryota; Metazoa; Chordata; Actinopteri; Cichliformes; Cichlidae. Gene Ontology annotation, biological process: L-leucine catabolic process.